UCAGUCGGUCAGGGGGAGGCUUCCCCUUGAGGGUGGGGGUGUCUCGCCAUAAUGGCGCUUCCAAGCCAUUGAAUGUAAAUCCAGGUGAUCAGCUGAAACAUUCCCAGCAGCCCCAGCAGACAAGAGUCCUUUGCCCCGCCCUGGUCAUCCUUCCACAGGGACACGAAUCAUAGAUGGAGGUUCUGUGGAGCCACCCCUGGGAUGACGAGAAACAAGCCCACUUCUAGUAGCUAUUGAAGAACUUGGAAACCAAAGUCAGUAAGGAAACCAGUCCUAUAGGAAAAACAUCAUCUCAAGGUGCCAAUCUUGCUGAAUUCUUAAACUCACUUUAGAUUGGAAAGGGAAAAACAAGAGUGAAGUAUCAAUACUGCAAUUAUAUGAACAUAACGUUGUUGCCAUGGAGGAGAAUGUGCAUAAAUGUAUUGAAUGUGAAAAGAGUUUUAAACAGGAUAGGGAUUUGAAGACACAUCAAAGGACUCACACUGGAGAGAAAUCCUAUAACUGCCUUGAGUGUGGGAAAAGCUUCACUCAUAGUGGAAAUCUACGUUCACAUCAAAGGACUCAUACUGGAGAGAAACCCUAUAUGUGCCUGGAGUGUGGACAGAGCUUCACUCAGAGGGGAGCUCUACAAAGACAUCAAAGGACUCACACUGGGGAGAAACCCUAUACAUGCCUGGAGUGUGGACAGAGUUUUACUCAGAGUGGACACCUACAUUUACAUCAAUGGACUCACACUGGGAAGAAACCAUAUAUAUGCUUGGAGUGUGGACAGAGCUUCAUUCAGAGUGGACAUCUGCAUUUACAUCAGUGGACUCACACUGGGGAGAAACCCUAUACAUGCUUGGAGUGUGGACAGAGCUUCACUCAUAGUGGACAUCUACGUUUACAUCAAAGGACUCACACUGGGGAGAAACCCUAUACAUGCCUGGAGUGCGGCAAGAGCUUCACUCAGAGUGGUAAUCUACGUUCGCAUCAAAGGACUCACACAGGGGAGAAACCCUAUACAUGCUUGGAGUGUGGAAUGAGUUUCACUCAUAGUGGAAAUCUACGUUCACAUCAAAGAACUCACACUGGGGAAAAACCCUAUAAAUGCUUGGAGUGUGAACAAAGCUUCACUCAGAAGGGAGCUCUACAAAGACAUCAAAGGACUCACACUGGGGAGAAACCCUAUACGUGCUUGGAGUGUGGGCAGAGCUUCACUCAUAGUGGACAUCUACGUUUACAUCAUAGGAUUCACACUGGGGAAAAACCCUAUACAUGCCUGGAAUGCGGAAAGAGUUUCACUGAGAGUGGACAUCUACGUUUACAUCAUAGAACCCACACUGGGGAGAAACCCUAUACAUGCUUGGAGUGCGGAAAGAGCUUCACUCAAAGUGGAAGUCUGCGUUCGCAUCAAAGGACACACACUGGGGAUAAACCCUAUCCAUGCCUGGAGUGUGGAAAGACCUUCACUCAUAGUGGAGAUCUACGUUCACAUCAAAGAACUCACACUGGGGAGAAACCCUAUACAUGCCUUGACUGUGGAAAGAGCUUCACUGAGUGUGGAAGUUUACGAUCACAUCGAAAGACUCACGUGGGGGAGAAACCCUAUAAAUGCUCAGAGUGUGGGCAGAGCUUCACUCGGAGGGCAAAUCUACGUUCACAUCAGAAGACUCACACUGGGGAAGAACUCGAUACAUGCCUGGAAGGAAAUUGUUAAGUUUACAUUUACAAUGACACCAGAGUUUUGUUUCUUAAUAAUGCUGAGUGAUAAUCUAGGAAGAAAAUGUGUAACAUUACUCAAAUAUAUGAUAACAUUAUGUAGAAAUUUUUUUGAAAAAAAAACCCUGUUCCUGGUUUGAAUGUUUCAUUUCCUGUUUAAUUGUGCAGCUCUUAGUGUGACUGUAGUUCUUAUACUCCAGAAACCUUUUUUGUGGCCGCCACAAAUUAUGUUGAAUUGGUUGAGACUCCAUGAGAUCUUCAUUAAAACUAUAGCAAAAUGUGCUGCAGGACAUCCAACAAAAAUAUUUUCCCCCCAGUUUAUUACAAUAGAACCAACUAGGAAAUAACAUUUAUAACCCAGGAAUAAAAAUCAGUUAUCUAGUAUAAUUGCAGCAAAAAUCCUUUAUCUUCAGAAAUGGAACCAAGUAGUUAUUCCAACUCGAGGAAACUGACAGAUAAAGAUCUGCAGAUUGGCGCGGAGGGAGGAAGUGACUCUGCCGAUUAAGGAGAAAUCCCUGAUCACUUUCAGGAAACACUGGAACCUUUUAAUUGCUUUUUCAUGGCAACACUAGGGUCGUAGGUCCAGUACAAGACUGAUGAAUUGGAACAGUGAUACCAAAGGCAGGUGUGUGUUUGUAUAGGAUUGUCUAAAUGGUGUGGAAUGAAAAGGUAUGAAGACCAAUGGAGAGAGGCCGUGCGGUUUGUAGAACAUCUGUUUGUUUGUUUCUUAAGAGUAGUUUGUGUAUGUAUUUGGCUAUGUAGGUGUGUGUUUUGUUGGUGUGUUGUAAACCGCUAGUUUGUUAGCUGCAUACUUUUAGGAUUAUGCAUUACAAAAUUUCUGCUCCUUUUGUGAUAUUUUUGCUUUUUACCUUUAAGAAAAUAGUUUCUCAAAAAGUCAGAAAUUUAGAAAUUUUUAAAUUGCUGAGACAGGAGUGGCCGAUACACCUGAAUUUAGACCAAUAUGAUUUUAGAGUAAUAUUAAAACACAUUAUUAAAACCACGCAAUCCGUGGCCGUGGGAGAGAGUGAUAGUACAGUUGGAUGAACUCGGCCAAAGGCGUUUAGGCUGCUGCCCUGGUUUUGCAAGACCUGAACUGGACUGGGAUUCGCACACCGUGGCUUGGGCGCCUCUCCUUCAUGGGAUCCCCAUAAGCCCAAAUUCACCUGAUGGCUGUCAGUGACAGCAUCAACUAUGGUCUUGGAUGAUUAUCAGUAUAAAAUAAAAAUGAGAGAGGCACUACUGUCCAAAAACUUCCCAAUACAAGGAUUCCCUUAGAGACAAUUAGUAGGACGGUUCAAAGUGGAAAAAACUUAUUUGAAUUUGUUAUUGACAAUCCGAAGCUUGAAACUGUUUUGGAUUCUGGAGAUGACUAAGUUGUUAUUGAAAUGGAGGAGGAACAGGUGAAAGACGAUAGGGUCAAGUGGACACAAACAUUUGGUAAACAAAUACAAAUGGAACAAUGGGAAAGGUUCUGGAUAAAGAGUUUGUAAUUUACGCUGAGUAGAAAUAUAUUUUUGUAAAAUGAUGUAUAGAUGGUAUGUGACACCAGAAAGGAUUGCUAAAAUACAUAAAAUAGUUCUAGCGAUGGCUGCGAAUGUGGGGGAAUGCCCAGUAGUUUUUAAUCGUAUGUGGUGCUCAUGUGAAAGGCCCCGACAUACUGGGCAGAAAUCCAUGCAAUUUUAGAAGAAAUAGUUAAAGUGACAUUUGAAACGAGACCUGAACUCUACCUGCUUGGGAUGAAUAACUCGAUGCAAAGUGCGGAAGGUUACUGCUAUACAUAUUGCAAGGUGGGGCACUGAAUUUUGCCAUUUAUUAUGUUGUAAACCGCUUUGAGUCCCAUCCCCCCCCUCCCCACGGGUGAGAAAGGUGGUAUAGAAAUGUCGUUAAUAAAUAAAUAAACAAAUAAAUAAAUGAUAACAGCAGCAGGAAUUACUUACGCCCACAGACGGAAGGACUCCGUGAUUUCGUCAUAAGACGAUUGGCUUAUGAAAACAAGUGAACUUGUGGGAAUGAGUAAACUUACUACUUUGAUUAAAGAGAAAUCUUUUAAGUUUAAGAAAG
Messenger RNA from Anolis sagrei ordinatus, 3762 nucleotides. The record is from RefSeq and is a predicted model, not a curated record. Lineage: Eukaryota; Metazoa; Chordata; Lepidosauria; Squamata; Anolidae.